CCGGACGGGCAGCCCCGGAGCCACCCGCCCUGGGACUCCUGCUCCAGAGCAAAGGUCGCGGCGGCAGCUGGCUCCUCGGGCUCCCCGCCCUCCUCGGGCUGCCCGGUGCCAGGAAGUCCGCCCGCCACCGCCGUCGCCGUCGAGCCAGGACGGUCCGCGCAGGAUGCCGGCGCGCUCGGUCCUGCUGGCUGCGGCUUCGGUCCUGUCCGCCUGUCAACAAAGUUAUUUUGCUUUACACGUAGGAAAGGCAAGAUUAAAAUACAAAGUUACGCCCCCGGCCGUUUCUGGGUCACCAGAGUUUGAGAGGAUGUUCCGUGCACAACAAAACUGUGUGGAGUUUUACCCCAUAUUUCUGGUUGCAUUGUGGAUGGCUGGAUGGUAUUUCAAUCAAGUUUUUGCUACUUGUCUCGGUCUGGUGUACAUAUACGCUCGUCACCAGUAUUUCUGGGGAUAUUCAGAAGCAGCUAAGAAAAGGAUCACCGGUUUCCGGCUGAGUCUGGGGUGUCUGGCCUUGCUGACAGUCCUGGGAGCCCUGGGGAUUGCAAACAGCUUUCUGGAUGAAUACCUGGACCUCAAUGUCGUCAAGAAACUGAGACACUUCUAAUGUUCCCCCUCCCUUUGCCCAAAGGCUUGCAGAAGCUAUUUCCACUCUGAAGGUUAUAUGGGGUCACUUGAUAAAUUUUUAAAAAGAAAAGUCUUUACUUUGUUUUUCUUGAAAUGGCUUUGUAGGAACAUACCCUGUAGAGAAGACAUUUCUUGCUUAAGAAUUAAAGUCGGCUAUGAGGGGAUGGAGCCGUACCCUCAGUGGAAGUGCACAGAGCCCUGGAUUUGAAGUGCAUGCUGAAGUCAUGAUUGCUUAGGUGGGGAAUAAGUGAGCUGGGCUUCCUGUGGGACCACCAUGGUCACCCGCCCCUAAGACCACUUCUCCCCUGACGGAUGCUAAUAAGGAGCCAAGCUCACUUUAUUGGUGGUAGGAAAGCAACAGAUGGCUGCGUGUGGGGGAAGUCAGGCAGAUGUGUGGAGUAGCCAGAGAAGAGCCAUCGACUAAUAGCACAAAACGAAUCUGGAAUAGCACAAAACGAAUCUGGUUGCGGAAUGUUCUUGAUAAAGAAAAAAGGAAAAGCAAAAAAAAAAAAAGCCUAUCAUUUUUUUCUUUUUCUUUUUUUAAGGCCUAUCAUUUUUAAGGAACCAUCCAGAAACUAUGUGUAGUGAAUGUCCUCGCCCCUGGCCAGGGGAAGGCAGGUCAUGGUCCCAGCUGGAGCGAGGAUGCUGGCCAUCCAGUGUCACAUGGGACUUGGGGCCCGCAGCUGUUGUGACACAGAGAUGCAGUCACUGUGUGGCACGGUGCAAAUGACCCUUCUUUACUUUCCUCAUCUGUAAAGUGGGAAUGAGUUCACCUCACAGUCUUCAGGGACUUUAGGAAAUUGGGAAUUAUGAGCACAUAGGAAACAUUUUAACAUCAGGAAAAGGGCUCUUUGUCAAUUCUUCUAAAGCAAUGUGGACAGCCUUGAAGCUGUUGCGGGCAUCUUCAAGACGCUGUCUAUUGGGACUUUUCUUUUUUUGUGUGGCUACAGAGGAAGUUUUAAAGACGAUGAAUAACAGAAAAUGAA
This is a messenger RNA of Nyctereutes procyonoides (raccoon dog), 1610 nucleotides long. It is a transcript of the gene MGST2, whose product is annotated as microsomal glutathione S-transferase 2. Gene Ontology annotation, cellular component: endoplasmic reticulum; nuclear envelope; membrane. Gene Ontology annotation, molecular function: glutathione peroxidase activity; glutathione transferase activity; leukotriene-C4 synthase activity. The coding region runs from base 164 to 604 and encodes 146 amino acids. Gene Ontology annotation, biological process: leukotriene biosynthetic process. Lineage: Eukaryota; Metazoa; Chordata; Mammalia; Carnivora; Canidae. The transcript is spliced from 5 exons. The record is from RefSeq and is a predicted model, not a curated record.